CCCCAGGGUCCUACUGAGAACGUCGCGCGAUGCAUUAUAAGUCGCUUUACCCCCCGCUCCCAGCGUUCGAGGACCAGAACGUGCACGACUUCAUCUUUAGCGCGCCUGCGCAGAAGGAGCAGCCGGACGACAAGGACCUGCUCAUAGACCCCCUCGCGCUCAAGAAAUGGACGAAGGGCCAGUUCCGGGAGCGGGUGUACGACUGCACGACCGCGCUGGUGACGCCUGCGAUGGAGGGAGGGCUGGGGCUUGCGCCAGAGGGAGAAAUGGUCGCAAUUAUGAGCACGAACUGCCUGGAAUACAUCACCUUAGUUCACUCGCUCCUCCGGGCGGCGAUCCCAUUCGCGCUCAUCCCCGCGUCCUCCACCGCGUUCGAGCUGCAGCACCUCUUCCGCACCUCGGAGGCCACGCGUCUUUUCGUCCAUCCCAGUCUGCUGCCGCAAGCACUAGAGGUUUCGCAGCAAGUAGGAAUCCCAGAGGACCGCAUAUACAUCCUAGAGGGGCGUGUAGAAGGGCGGAAGAAUCUUUCAGGGUCGAUAGCCGAGGUGCGCAAGCGUCAGGUUCCGCGGGUACCGAGUAGGCCGGUUACGAGAGAUACCCUGGCGUAUCUCGUCUUCUCGAGCGGCACUAGUGGGCUUCCUAAAGCUGUGAUGAUCUCACAGCGGAAUGUGCUCGCUUCCUUGAUACAAGUCGCAGUAGCAGGCGGUAUCGAGCCCCCGAACCCUAUUCUCGAGAAAAUCCAACCUGUCAGUCUCGGUUUCCUGCCGAUUUACCACACGUACGGGCUGCACUAUGUGGCAAUUCGGCCUGUGUGGAUGGUGCUCCCGACAGUCGUCAUGCCGAAGUGGAACGUGGACACCGUCCUCGAACUCAUCCCGAAGUAUCGAGUAUCGGUGCUGAGUCUCACUCCGCCCGCGAUGCUACAGCUUGUGAACCACCGGCGGAUUCGGGAGACGGACCUUAGCUCCGUGGUGCUCACGGGAAGUGGUGCGGCGCACCUACCACCCAAAUUGGCUAGGACUUUCCACAGCAUGCUCAAGAACGCGGAGAACGUUGGGGAGGGAUACGGGAUGUCAGAAAUGACGAUAUCCGGGACGCGCACCGCGCCCUCAACGUUUGGUGGCCCCAAACCCGGGAGCUCCGGGAUACUGCUGCCAGGCACCGAGGCGAAGAUUGUCAGGGACGACGGUACGCUCGCCGGACCAAACGAGCCCGGUGAGCUCUGGCUCCGGGGAGAUAACGUCGCCCUAGGGUACUGGCGGAACGAGAAGGCGACGAAGGAGACGUUCGUUGACGGCUGGGUGCACACUGGAGACCGCUUCCGGGUGGACUCUGACCAGCACUUCUUCUUCGUCGAGCGGACGAAAGACAUUCUCAAAGUGUCGGGCGCGCAGGUCUCCCCGACAGAGAUCGAGAACGUGCUUCUCGCGCAGCCAGAGAAGCUCAUCUUAGAUGUCACCGUUGCCGGCGUGUCGGGCGGCCGUACCUCAGACGAGAAGGUUCCCCGCGCGUGGAUCGUCCUGAGUGACGAGGGGAAGCAAAGAGGAGCCGAGGCGGUUGUACAGGCGCUACACACCUGGAUCCAGAAGAACCUGAGCAAGUACAAGUGGCUACGAGGGGGCAUUGAGGUGGUCGAGGAGAUUCCGAAGAACCCUACCGGCAAGGUGUUGCGCCGUGUCCUACAGGAUCGCUACGAGCAGCAGCAGGCGGGCAAGGAACGCGCCAAGCUAUAACGUUGUUUCAUGGCUUUUGGGUGUAUUGCUUUCCUUAGUGGGACAAUUUCCCCUCCAGCUCUCUCCAAGAUGUAUCCCUAUGUUUAUCUUGCUAGCAUUAUACAUGUGUAUAUCACGUCGCCGUUCAACCGUCGUCUGCGAACGCCUGUACAAUAUAAGUCACGGGUAGCCCGGGCACACGCGGCAGGCUGUUGGCACUCCUCAAUCCUCGCAAGUGGUUACUGCUACGAUGCUGGUCUGAGAUGCCGUGUUCCUGGAUCUUUCACGCUGACCGGGCCCCAACUAAUAUCUCUAGUAGCUUCUCAAUCCUCUCCAUCUGCGCCGAAAGCGCAGCGAGCUUCCCUUCGACGACCAUAAACCGCUGCUCCGAGUUCCGCGCCGCAUCCCCUUCGCUGUCCGUGUUAACCUUCUUCUUACAGUGCACAAGGCCGUGAGUGGCCUUGUGGUCUCCGACCUCGACUCCACCUUUCUCAUCGCAUUCUUGGCAGACGAAAACGUUCGACUCAGCGGGACAGUCGAUGCAGUACCAGCACGAGUAGGACACCGUGGCGGAACACGAGAUGCAGGACAACUUCUUCUCCGGCUCCGCCGCUGAUUCGGAGUCCGACUCGCCGGAGGUGAGCGCGCCCUCCCAACCUGGUUUCGUCGUCUUCGCCUCCGCAGCCUUCUCUCCUGCCUCAGGCUCGGCGGCCUCCGCGGCUUGCGCCCGAGCAGCCUUGCUGAGAAGCUUCCUCGCGCGCUCGAGGCCCGCAUCCGACAAGCGGAGGAUCUUGCCAAUUUCGCGCUCUUGAUGGAACGGUCUUCGCACUUUGACAAAGUCGUGGGUGGGCAGAUGGGGCUCGGUGAGGUCGUUGCGUGUCAUGACAGCUGCUCUGCAGUUUGGCUUGUCACAAAAGUCGAGUGUCGAUGGUGUGCCGCACUUCAGACACAUCAAGCGCGCACCAUAGAUGUGCUCGCCGCAGGCAUCACAGUUGGCGAAAUGCGAAGGAAUAGACCGUUGCCUGUAGUCCGUGAGGACGUAGAAGGAGCGCACUUCCUCGCAAGUCGCCGUGCGGUUCAAGACGGCGAGGCGGUCCAGGUCAUCGUCCGUGGACACGUUGUCGAUCUCGCGCGCCACAAGACGGAGAUACUCAUGCCUGAUAUCGCGUCGCUCCUUGAGAUACGACCACGAGAACAACUUCCUCCGCACUUCGUUGUGAACCGCCGUCAGAGCGUACUUCCACAGGGCGCGGAUCUUGUUCUCCUCGAAUUCCGCAGGCGGCGGUCGGGCAAUGAGAGUCUCUGCGGGGACGCGCUUGAACAGGAAGUGAUACGGCUUCUCGUCGUCAUUGUAUCCCCAGUUGCCGGCCAACGUGUUACCGUCCUCGGCGAGCGUACCCGUGAAGUACGUCUUGCUGAGACAUGCUGCAUAUGUCCUGCUGAAAUUGUAUUCAAUCGACCCAUCCUCCUUCUUGGUAUACCCGCCAAGGAUGGUGAAUGCGGUUCCGUGCGCGGCGGUGUCACUUGCCUCGUAUGACGCACUGUCCGCAGAUGCGUGGAAACAGAAUGUCACCAUCGCGGUGGUGGGCCAACGUUUCGCGCCCAUGAGCCCGGUCCAUCUUCCCAGAAUCAUCCUAACAUCGUCGUCCGCUCGCGUGUCAUUCUCGGUCACAAUCUCCUCGACGUCGUUGUAGAGGCUGUC
Messenger RNA from Trametes versicolor FP-101664 SS1, 3414 nucleotides. Its product is annotated as acetyl-CoA synthetase-like protein. NCBI's taxonomy places the organism in Eukaryota, Fungi, Basidiomycota, Agaricomycetes, Polyporales, Polyporaceae. The record is from RefSeq and is a predicted model, not a curated record. The transcript has 12 exons. Bases 30 to 1733 code for a protein of 567 amino acids. Gene Ontology annotation, molecular function: CoA-ligase activity.